AAACACACAUACACACACACACACACACACACACACUCACGCACACACUGCUGCCUCCCACCGCGCUCUCCCAUUGGCUGAGGUCUUCUAUUAAUGAGAGUUUCACGUGUGCUGCUGCAGACUGAUAAAGCGAGCAUCUCCUGGACUAGUCGGCUUUACCAUCACUAUAUAAAUAUAAAUGAACGUUUAGCUGUCAUUUUCAUGUCCUAUUUGUUAACUUGGUAGCACUUGAAGAUGACGAGUAAAAUUAAGUUUGUUCGGUCUCUGGCUAAGACUGCAGCGCUGGCCAACGUGCCCAAACACAUCGAUCAUUUCUCAAAGUUCUCCCCCUCUCCUCUGUCCAUGAAGCAGUUCUUGGAUUUCGGUUCGACCAAUGCCUGUGAACGCACAUCGUUUGUCUUCCUUCGUCAGGAGCUUCCUGUCCGUUUAUCCAACAUCAUGAAGGAGAUUAACCUGCUGCCGGAGCGGCUGCUGGCCACGCCCUCCAUCCAGCUGCUCCAGAGCUGGUACAUCCAGAGCCUGAUGGAGAUCCUGGAGUUUCUAGACAAGAACCCAGAUGAUCACAGAGUCCUUGAGAUGUUCGUGGAAGUCUUGGAGGCCAUCAGGAACCGGCACAACGAGGUGGUCCCUACCAUGGCCCAGGGAAUCAUUGAGUACAAAGACACUUUCAACCAGCAAGACGCUGCUACUCAUCACAACAUCCAGUACUUCCUGGACCGCUUCUACACCAGCCGCAUCUCCAUCCGCAUGCUCAUCAACCAGCACACUCUUGUCUUCAACGGCAACACAAACCCUGCCCACCCCAACACGAUUGGCUGUAUCGACUCCAUGUGUGAUGUGCCAGAGGUUGCGCGAGAUGCCUAUGAGAGUGCAAAGUUGCUGUGUGAGCGGUAUUACCUGGGAGCACCAGAGCUGGAGCUGAGGCAGAUGAAUGCAAACAACAACAGAGAGCCCUUCCACAUCUCAUACAUCCCAUCUCACCUGUACCACAUGCUCUUUGAACUCUUCAAGAACGCCAUGAGAGCAACCAUUGAGAACCAUGAGGCCAGCCAGACCCUCCCACCCAUCAAAGUCAUGGUGGCUCUUGGAGGAGAGGAUCUGUCAAUCAAGAUGAGUGACAGAGGAGGUGGCGUGCCCUUCAGGAAGACGGAGCGUCUGUUCAGCUACAUGUACUCCACAGCUCCAAGACCCUCCAUAGGAGACAAACAUAGAGCUCCACUGGCAGGGUUUGGCUAUGGUCUGCCCAUCUCUCGUCUCUACACUCGUUACUUCCAGGGAGACUUACAGCUCUACUCUAUGGAGGGUUACGGCACUGACGCAGUGGUUCACCUGAAGGCAUUGUCUACAGACUCAGUGGAGAGACUGCCAGUUUUUAACAAGACCGCUUUGCGUCACUACAAGCUGAGUUUGGAGGCAGACGAUUGGUGCGUCCCCUCCAAGGAGCCGCUGGACCUGGCUGUGUACCGCGCUUCCAAGUGAUUCAGUCAUGACCUGACAUGACUUCUGACUCCAAACCCUCACAACUGACUAUAAAAUGUCCCUGAAAAGCAAGCCAUCCCGGCUGUGGACGGGAGCUGAAGUGACCAAAAAUGGCCUCAGAGAUCAAAGAGAAGGCAGAGCAUCGGCGUCCUGAUUGUCUGAGAACUUCCUUGAUUGGAUCGAGCAUCUCCUUGUGCUUUCUUUACAUGUGUGCUUUAGAUAAAGGAAGAGAAGAACGAGGUUGACAUUCUGAGUCAAGAUGGCGGAUAGUCAAAGACGCAGUGGCAGUAAUCCAGAAAGUGAGAGCGAGCUGUCGAGGUGAAUAUAACUGGGAUUGUGAUUUAAGAACACAUUUCACCCAAAUGAUUGCUUUUAUUAAAGGUUGUUUAGGAUGCUUCUCUGCCAAUCAAGUCUUAAGGUUUGAAGAUGCUAGCAGAACGUUUUCCUCAGAGAUAAUUAGUGCUUGUGCACAUUAACUUGAGUUCUGCCUUUUUUGCUACAAGAAUCAAAAUAUUUCCUCUUUCUCUUUGUGCCUACUGUUAAGAGUGAACCAGUCAAUGGGAAUACUAUGCAAACAUGUGUUUAAACCUGCCAAUAGGUAAAUCCUCUCUUGACUUCCUGUUUUGUGAGCAGAUGUUCAGCUGCUAGUUACUGAUACAAACAAGGAUUAAGGAUCACCUGGUUAGAGUUCAGUAGGUACUGUAACAUUGACAAAGAGUUAUGCAAGCUUGUCUGUCUUCUGUUGAUCAGCUUUGAUAAGUUUGUUGUUGAACACCUGCAAUGAGUGAAUUUGACUUUUAAUGAAAAUAACAUCUGUUUGUUAUACUGUGUAUUAUUGUGAUUCACUGUGUGUAUUCACAGAUAUGUGUGACCCAGACAUUGGAGUAUUGCCUCAUUUUAACUGUAUUUUCUAUUGUUUAUUUGAAGUGAACAGUCCAUAUUGGAGGACUUCUAUUUUUUAUAAAGAAACAUUUGGAAAAUAAAUCGUCUGA
Messenger RNA from Cottoperca gobio, 2471 nucleotides. RefSeq names its product pyruvate dehydrogenase (acetyl-transferring) kinase isozyme 2, mitochondrial-like. NCBI's taxonomy places the organism in Eukaryota, Metazoa, Chordata, Actinopteri, Perciformes, Bovichtidae. The coding region runs from base 235 to 1479 and encodes 414 amino acids. The record is from RefSeq and is a predicted model, not a curated record. The transcript is spliced from 11 exons. Gene Ontology annotation, cellular component: mitochondrion. Gene Ontology annotation, biological process: regulation of glucose metabolic process; protein phosphorylation. Gene Ontology annotation, molecular function: pyruvate dehydrogenase (acetyl-transferring) kinase activity.